UCAACAUGGAGUUUGUUGUGGAGAUAGAACACGUGAGUUCGUCGUGUAACCGUUGCCCACAUUCAUUAGAUUGGGGAAGAAAUGGCUUAAUUUGUUAUGGAUCUGGGAGCUCUGUUGUUUUAUUAAAUCCAUGGAAAAGUUUUUCAAGCACCACAGGGCAGCCUAUACAAACUGCUGUGCUACAUACAAAUCAAGUAACUUCAGUCAGGUGGAUACAACAUGGACAAGAAUUUUACAUUCUAUCGACAUCAGUUGAUAAGACUGCUAUAUUAUCGAAGCUGAAAGAUGCCACUCUUCAAUAUGAAGUGAUUUUUAGUGGUCAUGCUAGUGUGGUGUCUAUUGCCGAUGCAGUUUGGUUGCCAGGAGAUCCACAAACUUUGUUAGUUGUGACAGCCUCAGCUGAUUCAACAAUGAAAAUCUGGAAGAAAAUUGAGCAAACUGAACCAGCCUGUCUUCAGACAGUGUCAUUUGGAAAUGGAUUUGCUUUAAAUGUUAAAUUGACAUUGUUGCCUGGAACUACAG
Molecule: messenger RNA, 522 nt
Organism: Limulus polyphemus (Atlantic horseshoe crab)
Lineage: Eukaryota; Metazoa; Arthropoda; Merostomata; Xiphosura; Limulidae
Product: elongator complex protein 2-like
Exons: 5
Biological process (GO): tRNA wobble uridine modification
Cellular component (GO): elongator holoenzyme complex
Molecular function (GO): protein binding
Source: RefSeq, a predicted model, not a curated record